CCGGAUCCCGGCGAGCGGCGUCAGCGGAACGGGCGGCUCCCAGCGCGUCGUAAACAAGGGCCCUCCGCGGCGAGAAGCGAGCUGGAGGCGGGGCUGACGGGCUGGAAGCUGGUAUCAGCCCGAGGCGGACCCUUGCCCGCCCUGCUCGCGUCCCUGCGCCCUCGCUGCCUCUAGCCCGCAACCCCUACUCAAGCGGCCAGAGGCCGUCCUCGCAGAGACGGGCCGGGAGGACAGAAUCCCGGGCGGCGGGGCGCGGCCGUAACACCAAACCUUUCGCCGCCGCCGCACGUCUCGUUCUUUUCCUUUGUCUUUUUCUCCUCCGCGGGUGCGGGGAUUCCUGGUGAACCGAAGUGCAGCCUCAAGAUGGCCGAUGGCUACGAGGACCUGCGGGAGGACGAGCUCCCAGGGCCAGCCUACGAAGGCUACGAAUCCGCGGAGCUCGCCUGCCCCGCCGAGCGCAGCGGCCACGUAGCCGUCAGCGACGGGCGCCACAUGUUCGUCUGGGGCGGUUACAAGAGUAAUCAAGUCAGAGGAUUAUAUGACUUUUAUCUGCCUAGAGAAGAACUCUGGAUCUACAACAUGGAGACUGGAAGAUGGAAAAAAAUUAACACUGAGGGUGAUGUUCCUCCUUCUAUGUCAGGAAGCUGUGCCGUGUGUGUGGACAGGGUGCUGUACUUGUUUGGAGGACACCAUUCAAGAGGCAAUACAAAUAAGUUCUACAUGCUGGAUUCAAGGUCUACGGACCGAGUAUUACACUGGGAAAGAAUUGACUGCCAAGGAGUUCCUCCAUCAUCAAAGGACAAACUCGGUGUCUGGGUAUAUAAAAACAAGUUAAUAUUUUUUGGAGGGUAUGGAUAUUUACCUGAAGACAAAGUAUUGGGAACUUUUGAAUUUGAUGAAACAUCUUUCUGGAAUUCAAGUCAUCCAAGAGGAUGGAACGAUCAUGUACAUAUUUUAGACACUGAAACGUUUAUCUGGAGCCAGCCUAUAACUACUGGUAAACCACCUUCACCUCGUGCUGCCCAUGCCUGUGCGACUGUUGGAAACAAAGGCUUUGUGUUUGGAGGCAGAUACCGCGAUGCUAGAAUGAAUGACCUUCACUAUCUUAAUCUGGAUACAUGGGAGUGGAAUGAACUAAUUCCACAAGGCAUAUGCCCAGUUGGCCGAUCUUGGCACUCACUAACACCAGUUUCUUCAGAUCAUCUCUUUCUCUUUGGAGGAUUUACCACUGAUAAACAGCCACUAAGUGAUGCCUGGACAUACUGCAUCAGUAAAAAUGAAUGGAUAAAGUUUAAUCAUCCCCAUACUGAAAAACCAAGAUUAUGGCAUACAGCUUGUGCCAGUGAUGAAGGAGAAGUUAUUGUGUUUGGAGGGUGUGCCAAUAACCUUCUUGUCCAUCACAGAGCUGCACACAGUAAUGAAAUACUUAUAUUUUCAGUUCAACCAAAAUCUCUUGUAAGGCUAAGUUUAGAAGCUGUCAUCUGCUUUAAAGAAAUGUUAGCCAACUCAUGGAACUGCCUUCCAAAACACUUACUUCACAGUGUUAAUCAGAGGUUUGGUAGUAACAACACUUCUGGAUCUUAAGGCUUCAUAGAUAAUGCCUCUGAUCACUUGCAUGGACAUCAAUUCUGUAAACAUCAGAGUGAAAUCAUUUGUAUAAUUAUAUACACUGUUGUAGUUUGCAGCUUUUUAGUUUUAAUGUGCAUGUGAAUGGCCUAGAGAACCUAUUUUUGUGUCUAAAGUUUACAAUAAAUGUAUUUAACAGCAGAA
Bubalus bubalis (water buffalo) is the source of this 1770-nucleotide messenger RNA. RefSeq names its product kelch domain containing 2 (gene KLHDC2). NCBI's taxonomy places the organism in Eukaryota, Metazoa, Chordata, Mammalia, Artiodactyla, Bovidae. Gene Ontology annotation, molecular function: protein binding. The record is from RefSeq and is a predicted model, not a curated record. The transcript has 13 exons. The coding region runs from base 364 to 1584 and encodes 406 amino acids.